UUUCAAUUCAAAUGCAUUGAUAACUAACGAGAUUCCUUGAAUCACUGGCCUUAUCACAUUACUCACUUACUCCAAAUACUGUCUAAUCGCACAAUCGAUAAUGCACGAUGCCGUUCGACUCCAACUGAUAUACUCCAACUUGGCCCUCCAUCGGAGAUAAUUCUCCGCCUUCUUAUCAGCUCCUUCCUUCAACCUUACCGGGCCUGUCACUGUAGGGACAGGGAUGACUCGCAUGCAGACGCACAUCUUAUCACUAUUGAUAUUGACUCCUUGCAGAAUUUCAACGCACAGGGAUCGCAUGAUAAAAAUGUAAGGGACCCCGCUCGGGAGGGUGUCCCAUUCUCCCACAACCAUCGCGUCCAUCAUGUCGUACUUCGACGAGUCCAAAGACAUCAAGGUCGCCCCAGUCCAGGACCCCAGUGAAGACAUCGGAAUAGCCAACUCUUCGGAGCUGAAGACGAGCGAUGAAAGCCAUGAAGUCUUCAAACGAGGUGACGGUCAAGUCGACUUCCGCACCGUCAGCUGGAUCCGUGCCUCAGCGAUCUUUCUGAAGAUGCUAUUCGCAACUGGAAUUCUCUCCAUCCCAUCGGUCAUGUAUGAUCUGGGGGCCUUUCCUGGAGCAGUCAAUCUGGUAGGGUGGUGCGUGAUCAACGCCUACGGGGCCAUCAUCCUUGGCCGAUUCCGUACUCUCUACCCACAAUGCCACUCCGUGGCCGACAUGGCCCAACUCACAGGAGGCCCCAUUCUCCGGGAGCUGGUCGGCUUCAUGUUCAUCGUGACAUAUGUGAUCACCGCCGCAUCAGGGAUCAUUGGCGUUUCGGCCGCAUUCAACGCCCUAUCCCUCCACCCCCUAUGCACAGUGUGGUUUGCAUUCAUCUCGACCAUCAUCAUCGCGGGAUUUGCUAGCGUACGCAAAUUCUCCCACAUCGGCUGGCUCACUUGGGUCGGCUUUGCCAGCAUCCUAGCCGCCGUGCUCAUCGUCGUAAUCGGCGUAACAACUCGCUCUCGCCCAUCAAUAGCCCCCCAAACGGGGCCCUACGACCUCGGCUACCGGGCAAUCGGCAACCCAACCUUCGCAGCAGGGAUAACCGCCUCAGCAACAAUCUUCGUCUCCAGCGCCGCCACCUCAGCCUUCCUCCCCGUAAUCUCCGAAAUGCGCAAACCAAAAGACUACCCGAAAGCCGUCUAUCUCUGCAUGACCUUCGUAACAGCUUCCUACCUCGCCUUCUCCCUAGUCAUCUACCGGUGGUGCGGACAAUGGAUCGCGUCCCCGGCACUCGGCAGCGCCGGCCCAACCCUCAAACGGGUGGCCUACGGCAUUGCCCUCCCCGGUCUGAUCGUCAGCGGCUCUCUCUACGUGCACGUUGCCGCAAAAUACCUCUUCGUCCGAAUUCUCCGCCACUCUCAACACCUCCAAGCCAACACCUUCAUUCACUGGGGUACAUGGCUGGGAUGUACGAUCGGAUUAGCCGCGAUCUCGUUUAUCUUGGCAUGUGCGAUCCCGAUCUUCACAUAUGUGCUAGCCCUGGUAGGUAGUUUGGGAUUCGCACCGUUGGCGUUAUGUCUGCCUGGUUGUUUGUGGGUGUAUAGUCAUGGACAUUAUUGGAGAGGGGGGUUGGUCAAGCAGGUGGUGUAUCUGCUGCAUGUUGGGUUGAUUGUGUUGGGAGUGUUCCUGACGGUGGGGGGAACUUAUGGAGUCAUUGUACAGAUUAUGGAUGCGUAUAAGAGUGGGGAGAUUGAUGGGGUGUUUUCAUGUGCAGAUAAUAGUGGUUCGACCUGAGGUUAGCUUGUUUGUUUCCAUAGCUUGUUUUUAAUAUUUGUUGGGAUUAGGUAAAAUUGGCUGGGUAUGUUGGUUUACGUCUUUUCUUUGAUAUAGAUGUGAAUGUGAAUGUGGAUAAAUGACAUAGAACCAUAUCUCAAUGCUAUGACUAAAGGUCAUUAAUCACAGAUUCGGAGAUAGA
Messenger RNA from Aspergillus sclerotioniger CBS 115572, 1961 nucleotides. RefSeq names its product putative neutral amino acid permease. Gene Ontology annotation, cellular component: vacuolar membrane. The record is from RefSeq and is a predicted model, not a curated record. Gene Ontology annotation, biological process: amino acid transmembrane transport. The transcript is spliced from 3 exons. The coding region runs from base 365 to 1780 and encodes 471 amino acids. Gene Ontology annotation, molecular function: amino acid transmembrane transporter activity. NCBI's taxonomy places the organism in Eukaryota, Fungi, Ascomycota, Eurotiomycetes, Eurotiales, Aspergillaceae.